UCCGUAGGUGAGGAGAAGGCUUAACCUCCUUCCAUCAUUCGUCAGGGAGGGAGGCGUACAGACACAGAGACCACCAAGGCGCCGCCGGUUGCGUCUCCUCCUUGGCUGAGAUUAAACUCACUGGACUCUUGCAACUCUUCUUAUUUAUUUGCAAAAUCUAAACAAUGCAGCUAGAGAACAUCCUUCCCAGCGCCAGCAUCAAUUUGCCCAAGACCUUUUACAACCUUUCGUCGUCGGACAGCGCCAACAACAGCCCGAGGCCAUCAUCUCAACUUGAAUACCAAGAAGUCGACCGGACCGAAUCAGAGUCGAGCAGCGCCCCUAAGAAAUACCUGAGCGGGGUUGGGAACGGGAUGCUGGCGGAGGCGGAGGGGGACACUUUCAGCAAAACUGGGCCCGAUGGGAGGAAAGGCUCCCCGGUGCUCGGUGAGGACGAGCUGACGAGCGGUCGGCGUUACAACAUAGACGAACUUGGCUCUGACAGAUACUUCAUCUCAUCGUCCCAAGCGAGUUCCGACAUGGCGAGUCCCUGUUCCCUGUUCCCUUACGCAGGACAGACCGGCUCCGUGUACACCGGGACCAGCAGCUCCAGGUACCCUGCCUCUCUGCAUUACGGAUCAGUCCUGCCGCCCACGGGCUUCUCCUCCUCGUCCGUGUGCACCGGCCGGAGCCAGUUUAGCAGCGGAGGGUACCAGUUCAGCCAGGGGCCCGGCUGUUUAUACCCCUCCUAUCCCGGGACGGGGACUGGCAUCGGGUCCAUGUCUCUGCCGGGUUCUGCGGCCGGAGCCAGAGCUCAGGUCUAUCUGUGCAACCGGCCUCUGUGGCUCAAAUUUCACCGGCACCAAACCGAGAUGAUCAUAACCAAACAGGGCAGGCGGAUGUUCCCAUUCCUCAGUUUCAACAUCACUGGACUCAACCUCACGGCCCAUUACAACGUCUUUGUAGAAAUUGUUUUGGCUGACCCGAAUCACUGGCGCUUUCAAGGAGGGAAGUGGGUCACUUGUGGAAAAGCAGACAACAAUAUGCAAGGUAAUAAAAUGUAUGUUCAUCCUGAAUCUCCAAACACUGGUGCUCAUUGGAUGAGGCAAGAAAUCUCUUUUGGAAAAUUGAAGCUGACCAACAAUAAAGGAGCCAACAACAAUAACACACAGAUGAUAGUUUUGCAGUCUCUUCAUAAAUACCAACCGCGACUUCACAUUGUGGAGGUGACAGAAGAUGGAGUCGAGGACAUGAGCAACGAGGCCAGAACUCAAACCUUCACUUUUCCUGAGAACCAGUUUAUAGCCGUCACCGCUUACCAGAACACAGAUAUCACACAACUGAAGAUAGAUCACAACCCAUUUGCAAAAGGCUUCCGGGACAAUUAUGACUCGAUGUACACAGCUCCAGAAAGUGACAGGUUGACUCCAUCCCCUACAGACUCUCCUCGCUCCACCCAAAUUGUGCCCGGGGCCCGUUACGCCAUGCAACCCUUUUUUCAGGACCAGUUUGUCAACAACCUGCCUCAGAACCGCUUCUACGCCAGUGAACGGGCUGUUCCUCAGACCAACAGCCUUCUGUCGCCGCAGAGCGAGGAUGCCAGCUCAGCCGCCUCUGCCCAGCGCUGGUUUGUCCCCCCAGUCCAGCAGCCAGGCACAAACAAGCUGGAUCUGUCCUAUGAGAAUGACUAUUCCACCAGUAGCCUGCUGUCCUACGGCAUCAAGCCCCUGUCCCUGCAGACGUCCCACGCCCUCAGCUACUACCCAGACUCGGCUUUUGCGUCCAUGGCUGCAGGGUGGGGCACCAGAAGCACUUAUCAGCGCAAGAUGACCACAGGCCUGCCCUGGUCCCCCCGUCCCAGCCCUCCAGCCUUUCCGGAGGACCAGCUGGGGGCUACUAAAGACAAGCUCCUGGAAGAAACUGCUCCCCCGGCUUCUACCUGGAUCGAGACAUCCCACUCGCUGAAAUCAGUGGACUCUACCGAUUCAGGUGUUUACUCCAUGGUCUGCAAGAGGCGUAGGAUGUCCCCCGGGGGCUCAAGCACAGAGAACUCCCCAACCAUCAAGUGUGAGGACUUGACUACGGAGGAGUACAACAAGGACAACCCAAAAGGCAUGGGUUAUUAUGCAUUCUACACAAGCCCCUAAGACUGUAUUUAUUAAAACUAAAUAUAAAUCUUUUGUUUAUUACUGAGUGCUCUCCAUUCCUUGUUAAUGUCUUUUUUCUCUUUUCUCUAAAGGUGCCAAAGCUUAGUGUUCCCCCAAGCAAGCUGCACAAGGUUAUUUUCCCAGGCCAGCCCCUCUCACAUACCUGAGCAGAAACAUGCAUAGUGAUUGUUGUUUUUGAAAAAAAAAAAAGAAAAAAAAGAAAAAAAAGCAUGUCCCUUUUUAAAAUUUCUUUCACAAUAUUUUAUUUUAUUUUUUUUUACAAAUGUGAUUUUUUUUAAAAAAUUUUUUCCUCCUUCCUGCGUAUUUAAGUCAUUUUUGUUGUACAGUAUUCGUGCACUUUAGAAUGUGAUGUAUCUUGUACAAAUUGUCUUCAUGGAGGUGUUAUUAAAUGGGUAAUAAAAACAGC
Molecule: messenger RNA, 2553 nt
Organism: Sphaeramia orbicularis (orbiculate cardinalfish)
Lineage: Eukaryota; Metazoa; Chordata; Actinopteri; Kurtiformes; Apogonidae
Gene: eomesa
Product: eomesodermin homolog a
Exons: 6
Coding region: 165-2126 (653 amino acids)
Biological process (GO): mesoderm formation; positive regulation of DNA-templated transcription; CD8-positive, alpha-beta T cell differentiation involved in immune response
Cellular component (GO): chromatin; nucleus
Molecular function (GO): DNA-binding transcription factor activity, RNA polymerase II-specific; RNA polymerase II cis-regulatory region sequence-specific DNA binding
Source: RefSeq, a predicted model, not a curated record